CCUGAAGGAUUAGUACGGCAGCAUCGGUCACCAUGGCAGCAGCCUACCGUGUGGUGGUAAGCAGUGUGAGCUGCUACAACAGCGUGGUGGUGGAUCGGCGCACCCACUCCCACGCCGUGCACUAUUGUUCGGGCCCGUGCAGAGCGCUCUCCCAGGGGCUGGAAUGUUCUGUGGCCCAUCGUGGUACCUGCUCCGAGCUGCUGGUUGCGCCUGAUUCGCCCUACGCCGACCUGAACGGCCCGUCCGGACACUCUCGGUGCAUGAGCGCCAGACAGAUCCCUCACCAUGUUAAAACGAGUGGUACCGUGGACAUGGUUUAUAAUUGCGGUGCUCUGGAGAGGGCGGGGAGCAGUGGCAAUUUGUUCAUCGGGGAGGAGAACAACAUGUGGCGGGGGAAGAAGAUCCCCAGCGGUGGAGGAUCAACGGGCAACCUGAGCUGCGGUAGCUACGGUAGCCUCAAGGACAUCACCGAAGAGGCCAUCAACCUGGCCAGCGGUAAGCUCAAGGAGUUUUCCGUCGACAAGCUUCGCCUUUCGUCUUCGAGCCACAUCACCUUCCGGAAAGGCCGCAAGGUCCGUCCCGACUCGUUCAGCCGUCGCUCCACCGAUCUGGAGAUCAUCUACGGCCACUUCAGCUCCAGCGUCGCCAGUAACGGCACAGCAAACGCCACCACCGCUGCUCCCAAUGACGAGAACACGCCGCCGUUUUUGGAAACGAAACUGAAGGGCAGUUCCAGCUCCUUGGCGGCUAUUACGAAAGCAAACGGUUCGACGAGCGGCAGCGGGUCGCUUGAUCAAAGUGUGAACACUCUGGCUUCGCUUUAUCGCAACACUCUAGGGGACGAGAACCUGAUUGCCCGUCUGCUGGAGAAAACGUGGGGAGAGGUGGCCGCCGGAGGUGCCGGUGGGGAGGACAUCCGCGCCUGCCUGGACAUCCUGCUCAAAUGCUCAGAAGACCUGAAGAAAUGCACCGACAUCAUCAAGCAGUGCAUCCGACGCAAAGCCGGUGGAGUGCCUCAGGAAGGAGGGGCCAGUCCCGACAGCGUGUACCGGGCCUUGAUGACUCGACUGAGCAUGUAUCUAAAGAGACUACCUUUGGAGCUCGAGGGGGUAGGAGGCAGCGGGCAGGGUGGACAGGGCACACCCGGGAGCGGGCAUUGCGAUCUGAUGGACCUGGUGAACAGUCUCCACUCGGUCCAACAGGCGCCCUUCUCACCGAUAUUUGGCAGCGAGCAGCCUCCUCGUUAUGAGGAUGUGGUGCAGUCGCCUCCCAGCACAAAGACGGCGCCUCCUAGCUCCCCAUCCAUAGCCCUCACCAAUGGACUGCAGCAUUCGCAUCCUCCGUCGUCCGUCACUCAACACGAUCUAUCUCCCGCUCCUGUCACGAGUUUGCCCUCCAGUCGCUCUCCGUCCCGUCUUCGAAUCUCCCCUACCCCACCGUACAGCCACACCCCUCCGGGAUCUCCCUUGGAGGCACUGUACAUUGAGGAGGAAGAUGCAGAUAUUGGUAAGACGUCAGAACAGCUCACUCAACAUGCAACCCACAACAAAAACAUAUCAAAUAAACCCAUUUAUCUAGCUCAACUAGCCUCUACCGGCACUGUCCACAAUCCAACGAGGCCUUCCUCCACCACGCCAGCACACAGGAACGAUGACAUUGACAAACUGCUCAUGGAUCUGGAGAAUCUUUCUCAGAGUAUGAGCAACCCCAGGAGCGCUGAACCCCCACUUCCCGUCAAGACCCGCAAGCAAGGUGGCAUCGGCCUGGGAAUUGUGUCUCCUGAAGCCCAGACUCAGCUCACAAUGCCCCAGAUCCAAAUCAAAACCCCUGCGAGCCACCUCGCAGCGGACGGCACCGGUUCCAAGGCUCCUCAGGGAGAUAACCGCAAUGCUCCAGCCGGCGAGGAGCAGGAGGACGGCGCUUUGCUGUUGAGAAUCUUGGAAAGCAUUGAGAGUUUUGCCCAGGAGCUGGUGGACUCGGGGGCGGGGGGCACCGGGAGCGCUGAGAGGAACAGCGGGAAGGAACGCGAGGUGAUGAGGCUCCUGCAAGGCACACUGGCCUCCACCGGUAGGCCUGACACCCCCAUUGAUAGUACGACUGUAAAAACUGCGCCGGCGGGUUGUCCAGAGGAAACUGUUCCUGCAGUAACCGUUCCGGCCAUACCGCCAAAGCUCUCUGCCCGAUUAACCUCGACUACACUUGCUUUCACACACAAAAACGCAGCUGGAGACGUAUGUACAGCUACGUCUGUGCCUCAACCUAGACCCGAGGCUGCCUCCACAUCUACGCCUCCGCCCGCAACACCUGAAGCGACGGACCCCGUUUCAGAAGCGCCUACGGUCCAGCCCAAAUCCACCUCCGCACCCGCAAACUUGCCUUCCCUUGCGCAUCCCGCCGAGCUGCGGAACGAUGCUGCGCCUCAAGUGCCGACGACCGGUUCCAGCCCGCAAGCGGUCGCCGAGAGAGAUCCCGCUGUUAGCGGUGGCGACUCUCCGGCUUUGAGAGACACGGGUUCAACCCUGCUCAUCCAGCAGACGCCUGAAGUGAUCAGGGUCCAGUCCAAAGCGGAGAAGAAACCCGGCACGCCGCCGCCGGCCCCUGUCCAGGCGUCCACCGUCCCGCAUGCCCCCUCGCAGCGCUCGCCCAGCCCGCCCCCGGCGGCGCCGGUGAUCGUCACCCCUUCUCCUCCUCCUCCUCCUGCCAUCAACAUUCCCAGGUUCUACUACCCGCGUGGGCUUCCUGCCGCGGGCCCACCGGCCAAGCGCGACGCCGCCAUCGCCGCCAUCGAAGCGGCCUUCGCUGAGUUUGAGGAGGAGAAGGCCGACAUUUACGAGAUGAGCAAGGUCGCUAAGGCGUGCGAGUGUCCGCUCUACUGGAAAGCAGCCAUGUUCUACGGGGCCGGCGGCGACAGGACGGGCUUCGUCUCGGUUCACGCCUUCAUCGCCACCUGGAGGAAGUUGCUGCACAGUUGCCACGACGACGCCUCAAGGUUUAUUAACCUGCUGGCCAAACCCGGCUGUCAAUACCUGGAGCAGGAGGAUUUCAUUCCUCUUCUGCAGGACAUCGUGGACACGCACCCUGGACUUACGUUUCUGAAGGAUGCGCCUGAGUUUCAUUCCCGCUACAUCACAACGCAGGUCAUCCAGCGGAUAUUCUACGUGGUGAACCGCUCGUGGACGGGCCGCAUGUCCAUGACGGAGCUGCGGCGCAGCAACUUCCUGCAGACGCUGGCGCUGCUGGAGGAGGAGGACGACAUCAACCAGAUCACGGACUACUUCUCCUACGAGCACUUCUACGUCAUCUACUGCAAGUUCUGGGAGCUGGACGGCGACCACGACCUCUACAUCGACCACAAGGACCUGGCCCGCUACAACGACCACGCGUCCUCCAACAGAAUCAUCGAGCGGUUGUUUUCGGGCGCCGUGACACGGGGCAACGCAGUGCAGAGGGAAGGUCGCAUGAGCUACGCUGAGUUUGUCUGGUUUCUCAUAUCUGAAGAGGACAAGAAAAAUCCCACUAGUAUCGAGUACUGGUUCCGCUGCAUGGACGUGGACGGCGACGGCGUGCUGUCCAUGUUCGAGUUGGAGUUUUUCUACGAGGAGCAGUGCGAGCGCAUGGAGCGGAUGGGCAUCGAACCGCUGCCCUUCCAAGACUUGCUGUGCCAAAUGCUCGACUUGGUCAAACCGGAGAGUCCAGGCAAAAUAACGCUGGGUGACCUGAAACGUUGCCGCAUGGCUCACAUCUUCUUCGACACCUUCUUCAACCUGGAGAAAUAUUUGGACCACGAACAGAGGGACCCCUUUGCUAUGCAGAAGGACCUCGGCGGCGACGGUCCCGACCCGUCCGACUGGGAUAAAUACGCCUCGGAGGAGUACGAGAUUCUGGUGGCGGAGGAGACCGCCAACGAACAGAUACACGAAGGGUCAUUUGAGGACGACUACGACGUGGACGAUCUCCAGGUCCCGGCCGACAUCGGGAAUAAGAUGGAAACGCUGGUCAUUUCCGAUCUGUCGGCGUGAGGAAAAAGUGGAUUGCCUUUUUAAACAUUUUCGGAUUGGAUGCGCCCAACAGAAAAGGACAUAAAAGAGGAAAAGGACAUCUGUUAUGUAAAUGAUGACUUUUUGUUUGUUUGUUUGUUGUUGUUUUGUUUUUUUGUGUAUACAGACGAAUGUUGACGUGUGCGCGUGCGUGGGUGGACAUGCAUCUCGCGCGCACACAACAAAGCGGAUGAGUGAGGCUUUGUUCGAUAAGCUCUUAAAGGAACACACUACACUAAAGAAAGCGGAAAGUUUUUUGAGUUUUUUGAGGUUUUUUUUUUCGGAUCAAACGUUUUGACAAUCAUGCGCUAAGACAAUCACAUGACACAGAAGAGAAUGGUUGUGCAAAUAUUGCUGUUAAAAAAAUCUUUUUCCCCAAAAUUUGAGAAAAAAAUCUGCACCUGGGAAAACAUUUUUGAACUUUUUCUUUGAGAAAAAUGCCUCGUCGUGAGAAAAAAAAUGGCAAAAAGGAUGGCAAUCCAUCUUGUGAAAAGUUAUGACAAAUAUUUCCUUUCCCCCUAAAAAAAAUUCAAGAAAAAUCUCGUCUGCAUUUUUUUCCAUUUUGCAAAAACGAGAAAAAUCUCACUUUUUUAAAAAUUUUAUUUAAAAGCAAAAAAUGACUGUGGCCGUGCAAACAUUUGUCCAAAAAGAUCUCCACGCCUGCAAAGAAAAUAUUUUAUUUUUGUGAAAUAUUUUGAGAAAUGUAUUAAAGUUUC
This is a messenger RNA of Phycodurus eques (leafy seadragon), 4753 nucleotides long. RefSeq names its product protein phosphatase 2, regulatory subunit B'', alpha (gene ppp2r3a). Gene Ontology annotation, molecular function: protein phosphatase regulator activity; calcium ion binding. The transcript has 12 exons. Bases 33 to 4019 code for a protein of 1328 amino acids. Gene Ontology annotation, biological process: protein dephosphorylation. Gene Ontology annotation, cellular component: protein phosphatase type 2A complex. The record is from RefSeq and is a predicted model, not a curated record. NCBI's taxonomy places the organism in Eukaryota, Metazoa, Chordata, Actinopteri, Syngnathiformes, Syngnathidae.